AUGUUAUAAUUUAUAUGCUUAAUAAUAUCUUUGGUAUCUGCAAGAAACCCAUUUAUUACGGCAUUUGUAAACUCUAUCAAAACAACUUGGACAGCUACCAAUUACGAAAGAUGGAACGAAAAGUCGGAUGGAUUUUACUCCAAGUACUUCAAUGUAAUCGUCGAUCACAGUGAGCCAGUCGAAUACAAAUAUCAUGAGAAAUUAGAAAAUUUGCCACCAAGUUUUUCAGCUUAAGAAAAAUGGCCUGGUUGCCCAUCUAUUGAGUUGAUUCCAGACCAAGGGAACUGUGGUUCUUGUUGGGCAGUAUCAGCUGCCUCUACAAUGAGCGAUCGUCUUUGUAUUGCCUCUGGUCAAACUGAUAAGAGACAGAUUUCUGCUGAAGAUCUUUUAAGUUGUUGUGGAAUUAAUUGUGAACUAGAUGGUAAUGGUGGUUGUGAUGGUGGCUAUCCUUAUGGGGCUUGGAAAUAUUUAAGGGUUGAUGGAAUAGUUACAGGAGGAACAUACAAUGACUUUAGUUUAUGUAAACCUUACUCUUUUCCUCCUUGUAGUCAUGGGAAUGAUUCUGGAAAGUAUUCAAAAUGUGAAAAUGAUUUUUUCAUGUUGACCGAAGUCACUCCCUCAUGCACCAAGAAAUGUCAUCCUUAAUUCUCUAGAACCUAUGAUGUUGAUAAGAUCAGAUCAAGAGAAAACCCUUAUAAACUUAUUAAAGAUUAAGAGCAAAUAAAAAAUGAGAUCUAUUUGAAUGGACCUGUUUAAGCAGUGUUCACAGUCUUUGAUGAUUUCUUAAAUUAUAAAUCAGGUGUCUAUCAAUAGACAACCGGAUAAAGAAGAGGUAAACACGCAGUCAAGAUUAUUGGGUGGGGAACUGAAAAUGGAGUACCUUAUUGGGAAGCUAUAAACUCAUGGAACGAUGGCUGGGGUAUCAAUGGAAAGUUCAAAAUUUUAAGAGGGUUCAACCAUCUAGAUAUUGAAGGAGAGGUUUAUGCAUCUAUUAUUUGAUUAAAUGAUGCAAUUAUCAUGUUCAUUUUAUUAAGUAUUCGUUUAAAAAUA
Paramecium tetraurelia is the source of this 1050-nucleotide messenger RNA. RefSeq lists its product as uncharacterized. Gene Ontology annotation, cellular component: lysosome. NCBI's taxonomy places the organism in Eukaryota, Ciliophora, Oligohymenophorea, Peniculida, Parameciidae. The record is from RefSeq and is a predicted model, not a curated record. The transcript has 2 exons. Gene Ontology annotation, molecular function: cysteine-type endopeptidase activity.